GAUCUCAACUAACCAUGAAAAUGGAUUGUGUUAUGUUCGUGGGACUUCCAAAAUUUGACAACAUGUAUUAUUUAUCACAUCUCUCUCUCUCUCUCUUUCAGAGUAUCUUUGCUCCGUCCUUUCCUUUUUCUUCCCUUGAUUCGUACGCUUACUCUCCUUUUCUCCUCAUCUUCAAUUCCUCCUCUCAACUCUUAACAGAUCUCUCUGUUGUUUCCUUUCUUCUCCAUCUCCAAAACCCAAUUCAAAAUCAGGAUCUCGAGGCCGCAAAUUGGGCAUAUAUAUUACUCUGUGACUCCUGCUCAACUAUUAUUGUUGUUGCUAAAUUCCCUUUGACCUCUGCCUACUGCUUUUGCUGAUAUUUUUGUUUUCAGAGAGCCUUCUUCUUAAGCUGGAUACAAACUUACUUGCGUGUUCAAAGGUAAUUUGGAUAUCUGAGAUCUUUUGCUCACUAGAUGGCAAUGCAGGAAACUUCUCCUGCCCCUGCUCCAAGUGCUGAAGUUGUUGGGAAUGCCUUUGUGGAGCAGUAUUACCAUAUUUUACACCAAUCCCCUGAAUUGGUUCAUAAAUUUUAUCAGGAUUCAAGUUUGCUAAGCCGACCAGAUGCUGAUGGCAUAAUGACAACAGUGACCACGAUGCAAGCAAUCAAUGACAAGAUUCUCUCCUUGAAUUAUGAAGACUACACAGCUGAGAUAAAAAAUGCAGAUGCACAGGAGUCUUAUGAGAAAGGGGUUAUUGUUCUUGUUACUGGUUGCUUAACUGGAAAGGACAAUGUGAAGAAGAAAUUCUCUCAAACAUUUUUCCUUGCUCCACAAGACAAAGGCUACUUUGUGUUGAAUGAUGUGUUUAGGUUUGUUGAGGAGAAUGUAUCAUUACCAAAUGAUUCUUUCUUGAUUAGUGGUGUCAAUGAAAGUGCUGUGCCUUUAACCUCAACAACACAACCAGGUUGGGGUGAUAUUUUAGAAGAAGAUCCCACUCAGGAUACUGAUCAUCCUACUGUGGAUAUUGCUACUUCCUUUGAGGAGGAAAAUCUUAAUAAUGGUGCCGAAGUUUGUGAUCCUUCUGAUAAGGAGGAAGGAUCAGUGAUUGAAGAAGAGAUUGUCAAACACCAAACUGGUUCUGCCCAUAAUGAAACUCUCACAAGUGUUGAUGCGGCUCCUGGGGUUCUUGAAGAGGCCCCAAAAAAAUCAUAUGCUUCAAUUGUAAAAGUAAUGAAAGAUAUAAAGCCUAGUUCAGUGUAUGCUCCCACUUGUCCAAAUGUGGCUCCUGCAAACUCUGAAAAACAAGCAAUGAAUUCUGUAAAAUCUGCUUAUGCCCCAGAGGCUGUUGCUCCUAUUAGUGUUGGUGUUCCUGAAAGUAGUGAUGUUCAUGAAGAAGCUGAAGGUCAUUCCAUAUAUGUACGAAAUUUACCUUUUAAUGCAACAACAGUACAACUCGCUGAGGUGUUUAAAAAAUUUGGGCCAAUUAAGCGAGAUGGCAUUCAAGUUAGAAGUAAUAAGCAAGGAUUCUGUUUCGGCUUUGUUGAAUUUGAGACAUGGAGUUCCAUGCAAAGUGCACUUGAGGCUUCACCUGUCAAUAUUGGGGAUCGUCAAGCUAUAGUUGAGGAAAAGAAAACCAACACUCGAGUUGGCAACAGUGGGAGAGGGAGGUAUUCCUCAGGAAGAGGUGGAUUUAGAAGUGACAGUUUCAAGAACCGCGGGAACUUUGGGGGUGGCCGGGGUUACAUCAGGAAUGAAUUCAGAAACCAGGGUGAGUUUUCAGGGCGAUCCAGGGGUUCAGCUGGGCACAAUGGUGAGGAUUACCAGCGGGUUAAUCAGAACGGAAGCAAAAGAGGAGGUCCUCAGGGUGGUGUCAAAGGUGGUUCUGUUUCUACUUGAACAUAGAGCAAUGAAAGUGGAUAGAUGAUUUUUUGACAGUACAAAUGAGGGGUAUCAAGGCACUAGAGGUUAGGGUUUUCCACUUAUAUAUUUGCGACUUUGACACGAACGGUAUUGUGCGUCCUUGUUUUUUGUUUCCCCUCCUGGGGCAUUUCAUAAAAUGUUUUGGUGCACUCCUGUAAUCUUUCAUGAAAAGCUUAUGCAAGUUUGUAAAAUUGUGCUCUC
Manihot esculenta (cassava) is the source of this 2099-nucleotide messenger RNA. Its product is annotated as nuclear transport factor 2. The transcript has 11 exons. Gene Ontology annotation, molecular function: mRNA binding. Lineage: Eukaryota; Viridiplantae; Streptophyta; Magnoliopsida; Malpighiales; Euphorbiaceae. Bases 453 to 1874 code for a protein of 473 amino acids. The record is from RefSeq and is a predicted model, not a curated record. Gene Ontology annotation, cellular component: ribonucleoprotein complex; cytosol.